Molecule: messenger RNA, 1806 nt
Organism: Syzygium oleosum
Lineage: Eukaryota; Viridiplantae; Streptophyta; Magnoliopsida; Myrtales; Myrtaceae
Product: hydroxyproline O-arabinosyltransferase NOD3-like
Exons: 9
Coding region: 239-1342 (367 amino acids)
Molecular function (GO): glycosyltransferase activity
Source: RefSeq, a predicted model, not a curated record
AUAAAAGAAGGCGAUCAAAGAGAGAUCGAAAAGUUGCUUCUUUUUGGUCAGCUCUGACGCUGUACACCUUCUUUAGUUUUUGGCUGGGCUCAAGAGGCUAAAGGGUAGACAAGAACAAAAUCCUCCCCCAAAACCUCCCUCCCUCCCUCUCUCUCUCUCCCUCUCUCUGAACUCUCAAGUCUCAAGCAAGAGGCUUUGACAUUCUCUUGAGUUUCGGUUAGAUUUUGUUCUUUCGAGAAUGCCCAUUAUUGAGAGGAAACAUAUGAGGCGGGUUUCGACUCUCGCCGUGGUGUUCGGAGUCGUACUUCUUUUCGCCGCUUACAAUCUACUGCGCAUGGUCGUGCACCACAUGAGCCCGAACUUGGGGGCUGCCGUGACCAACAGAUUGGGAAUGUCCGAUCCCAUCACCCAGUUGACAGGGGAGACGAAGAGAGGCUUGCGAUACCAUGUUGCUGUUACGGCGACCGAUGCCCCUUACAGUCAGUGGCAGUGCCGGAUCAUGUACUACUGGUACAAGAAGGUCAAAGACAUGCCCGGAUCGGACAUGGGGAAGUUCACCAGAAUUCUGCACUCGGGAAGUGCUGAUAACUUGAUGGAGGAGAUACCCAGUUUCGUGGUUGACCCUCUUCCUGAAGGACUGGAUCGAGGUUAUAUCGUCUUAAACAGACCGUGGGCUUUUGUGCAAUGGCUAGAAAGUGCAACUAUUGAGGAAGAGUAUAUUCUAAUGGCGGAGCCGGACCACAUAUUUGUAAAAUCUUUACCUAACUUGGCAAAGGGAGGCCACCCAGCAGGAUACCCAUUCUUCUACAUCAAACCGGCUGACAACGAAAAGAUCAUUAGAAAGUUUUACCCCAAAGAAAAGGGUCCUGUAACUGACGUCGAUCCCAUCGGCAAUUCUCCAGUAAUUAUUCACAAGUCUAUUUUGGAGGAAAUUGCACCUACAUGGAUGAAUGUCUCUUUAAGAAUGAAGGACGACCCCGAAACCGAUAAGGCCUUUGGAUGGGUGCUAGAGAUGUAUGCUUAUGCUGUAGCAUCUGCUUUACACAAGGUGAAGCAUAUUCUUCGGAAGGACUUCAUGCUGCAGCCACCAUGGGAUCUAGAAGUUGGAAAGAGUUUCAUAAUUCAUUACACUUAUGGCUGCGACUAUUCUAUGAAGGGUGAGCUGACAUAUGGGAAGAUUGGAGAAUGGCGCUUUGACAAGAGAUCCUAUCUUAGCGGUCCACCUCCAAGAAAUCUUUCUUUGCCUCCACCAGGUGUUCCUGAAAGUGUGGUCCGACUGGUGAAGAUGGUAAAUGAGGCCACUGCUAAUAUUCCCAGGUGGGAAACGAUAAACAGAAGCUAACCUGCCAUGUGAAAAUCAAUACAGAACUGCACAUAUCCUCCUUUUGCAAUUUUUUGCCAGUGGUCUUGAGGAACGACCCUACGGUGAUCUAACAUCACAGAACAGAAUCGGUGGCUCGGGCAGCUAAACAAGAAGCUCAAGCCGCACAAUAAAUUUAUUGAAAAUGCUGGGACAAUUAUUCAAUACUGGUUAUUCUCCUUUUUCUGUUUAAAACAGUUUUUAGCACCGGUCGUGGCCAAAGUUUUGAGAGGCUCUCUGGGUUGUGUCAACAGAAUGUUCUUGUCGGACACAAUGCAGUAUGGUUUGGUCGGACAGGGAUGAACUGAUGAACAUUUGUAAGUUCCUCUGCAAAGCCUAAGAACAAAAGAGAAUGACAAAUAGCAUGUAAAAUAUGUGCUAUCACCUGUGCAACUGUGAUGAAGCAAGAAAACUCGCAAACAAUAAUCACCUUCCUCUGUUGCUCA